Ustilago hordei is the source of this 4380-nucleotide messenger RNA. RefSeq lists its product as uncharacterized. The record is from RefSeq and is a predicted model, not a curated record. The transcript has a single exon. Bases 1 to 4380 code for a protein of 1459 amino acids. NCBI's taxonomy places the organism in Eukaryota, Fungi, Basidiomycota, Ustilaginomycetes, Ustilaginales, Ustilaginaceae. Gene Ontology annotation, molecular function: protein binding.
AUGUCUGGCUUCGCCGCUACUGGCGGCCGGCCAGGACAGUCUAGUCGUGCCACUGGAAUGGCGGCCCCUGCCCCUCCCAGCAGCAUCAGAAGAGAUCGUCCAGGCGCACCAAGAUCCUCUAUCUCAAACGAAUCAAUAGCGGGGCCUUCUAGAUCAUCCACAGCUGGAACUACUCGCCGCAACACAAGCGAUGACCCAGUCCGCGCUGCUCAGAAUGAAGCUACAAGGGUGUGGAGAGAUGAUUUGUGCAGGCUACUCGAAAGGGCAGAGGAACGAUUUGCCGAUGUCUGCUGGACCACUGCCUCAUCGACCGAUGCCCAGGACAACGGCGACUUCGACUCAGAGCUAGGGCACGUCACUUUCACUGGUACCGAUAGUAUCGGCCAUGGCUCCUCCUUAGGACACGGCAGCACUCUAGUACCCUCAUCGCUCACGUCAAGCUCACCUUCAAUACCCAAACCUUCCGCUACUACCGACACAUUGAUAUGGGCACACAAAGCUAUUCUCUACGCACGCGCACCCAACACCUUCCAGACUCGCUUUCUCCAUCUUCGCUCACCUGCUGCUCAGCUUCAACACAUAGGCUCGACAGCAAGUCUCGUCUCUCUGCCCCUCCAUCGAAGCGAAUCACAGCUUUCGAUUAACUCCAACUUUUCUUGUUCGACACAGACUGGAGUGCCACCACCAGCACCAUCCAACACUGCCUCAAACGGCAACAGUGUAUCAUCACCGCCUGCCUUUGCGCCCAAGCAACGCAAAUCAAUUCGCGGAGCAGCACCCCCAAGUAGCUUCUCUAUGGCAAAACCUUCCUUGCGCAAACCCAUCUCACGCUCCAGCAUCUCCAGACCCUUACGAAAACCAUCGGUCGAUGAAGCUGGCUCCUUCGCAGGCUUCAUGACCAGUGACAGUGAAGGUGAAGGUGGGCCCGCGACAAGUUUGAGGGCUUCUCGCUUGAUCAACGCCCGCAACACGCCAACAGCAAACGGAGCAUCUCUCACUUCACCCUCCAAGGUAUCUCAGACCUCCUCGUCAGGUCACCAAAGUUCGAAUGCGCCUGCACGCAAGUCGUCAUUCGCCUCGGUGACUUCAGCUGCAGAAUCGCGCAUCACGGACAAUCGUUCGUUAAUCAGCGACGCAAGCACCCUUCGUGCACCCAUCAGCUUGGGUGGUGUCAGUCAAGCUUUCUUCGAAGCAACUCUACAAUACCUCUACACUGGUGAAGAAGCCAUGGUGGACGCAUUCGAGUUCUUGUUCGAGGACAGACUAGCAUCCGACUCGGAAGUAACGUUGGAGGAGAAGCUCGACAAGCUAAGAUCAGAUCUUACGUUCAUGUGGCGCAGCAAACUCUAUUCGGACGUCAAGAUUGUGCUUGGCGAAGACGAUGACAGCGACGAUAUGGAUCGUGCAGCUCUAGGAGGUCAACGGAAAGGGAACUCGGCAAAGUUUGUUGACAUUCCUGAUGCGAACAUGUCCGUUAUCUCACUGGCGCAGACCAUCGAUACGGAUAGAGUCGACGAUUCGGAUGCAGAAGACGAUGAGCUCACGUCCUUUUCAACGCAUCGAAUGAUUCUUGCGUCUCGAUCGCAGUACUUUGCCUCGAUGCUGCUGUCUCCCUAUGCCGACUCGACUGCGCCGGUGCUACACUUGCCUUAUCCACCCUUCACACCAGCAUCGUUUCACUUCACGCUUGGCUUCCUCUACACCGGUACGCUUUUCUUCUCCAAUCGCACCUUCGACCUAUCUACCGCCUUCUCACUCUGGCGUGCAGGUGCAUAUCUACAGAUCGAAACACUCCAGGCUCUCGUCACCGCACUGAUCGACCGCGAAUUCUGCCAUGGCUUCAAAUGCUCACCACCCUGCCGGAAGUGCGCCAAGCGCGUACCCCGAACACUCGCAUUCGCCACUGACCCCGACGUCAGCGAGCAGGCUCUGCAGGAACCAGCCAUUGCCGCCGUCUCAGGCCCUCACUUUGGAAUGUACUGGGCUAAAGACGUUGGCAAUCUCGAUCCCAUGCUCCAAGACCAGAUCGUCGAUGCCAUCUCUACUCGUCUCACCCAAGACCCCACGCUGGUAGUUACUGUGCUCCGUCAGCUAUCGAUUGUCGGGCAGCGCAUCGACACAGAACGAUCCAGUCGGUGGGUUGAAUCACUCCGCCUCAUGGCCGAGACUGUUGAGAACCGUCUCAUGCCCAUCCUCCACGCCAACCUCGAGAAGAUAGUGCAGAGUCCUGCUUGGUCUGACUUGCUAGAUGGUGUAGGCUCUCUCGAUGACGUACUGGAGAAGAGUCUAGUGAUGCUCAUUGACGGGCUGACCGAAGCUAGAGUCGCACAGAUCUACCAGAUUCUCGUUGGACAGGUGUUGCUGCGUGAGCAAGGAUUCGAGGUGCCUCAGUCACGGCAGGCGGUGGAGAAUGCAAGAGCAAGCAUAUUGAGGUAUUUGAAGAAGAGAUGGAUUAACGUAAGGGCGCUCGGCGGGUUCGAUAAGCUGGAGAAAUGGUGUUUGAAGGAGUUGGCCGAUGACUUGGACGUUGCGAGUGCAGAUUUGGUGUUGACGGAUGAGGCGCCGGUGAAGAUGGGUCCGCUGCCAAGCAGGUUAUUGACUGGUCGGAGGACUAGUGCGGUUGCAGGGGUGGCUAGGCCAAGGUCUUCGCUUGGUGCAGCUGCAAGUCCAGGUUCGUCCGGCAGAGUGAGGACUGCAUCGACGGCGUCCACCGGAUCGGCAAGCGUUGCUGCAGCAAGAAAGGUGGUGAGGGACGAGGGUGAAUGUGAAGCUGGACCGAACAAUAUGCGCGCUGCUGUACUCAACCGGAAUGCCGCACGAACUUCGGUGGUCAAUGGACAUUGUUCGUUGUCUACUACAUCGACUGCUUCCACUUCCUCUCCCAUUGCCGCUCGGCCAAGAUCAACAGCAGGCACAGCUUUCCCCACGCCUAGGGUUGCAGGCACGGCGUCAUCAUCGCCAAGAGUGAGCAGCAUCAAUGGUGCUUCACCACGAUCUGGCACUCCUAUGGCGACUGCGGCUGGAAAGGAGCGACUUCGCACGACGAGUACAGCAAGCGUUGCUAGUGUCCCAAGCGCGCGUUUGUUGAAGGGUAGACAAUCAGCUGUUGCCUCUGCGCAACGCCCCGCGACCGUUGCGGCGAACAAGGGUGCCGGACAAGAACCGAAACGUCAGGCCUUCCCAUCUUCCAACACCGCUGCUAUCUCUUCCUCUUCCGCAGCAGUCACGCCGAAGAAAUCCACACCACGCGUCCCAACACCACCCGACGCAGACAAAACACCCACUAAAGCAGUCCGCACCGUUCGAUCAGCUGCCAACCUCUCACCUCGCACCAGCGACGCCAAACCCCCUUCUUCCUCUCUCGACUCUUCUACUGCUAAGCCGAAACAGCCUACGCUUGGUGCCAAGUCUUCUUUCAUCCGUGCUACGCCAGGGCCAGGUGGGACAUUUUCCUUGUCGUCGACUCAUUCUGGUCGUGGGCUUCGGCCUAGGACUUUGAGUUCUAGUUCCACAGGUAAGAAGAGUGCUGAUCAAGGGUCGCAAACCACUGCAGGUGCUACGGCGGGGAGACGGUCAGUUGCUCCAACAAGGAGAAUCUCCGGUGACAGCGCACAACCAACCUCAUCAGCAAGCAAAGCACCAGCAGGGCCGAGGGAAGCAAUGCCGACAGACGCCAUCAACAACGUGCGAAAAGCGUCGCAAUCAAAUAACAUGCCUCGGUCAGAUUCCACAAAGACUAUCGUAUACUAUUCUGCCUCUACUAGGGGCGGUGAUGCAGCUAUAUACCCAGAUAGCAAUGCUUUAAUGGGCGGGAUACGAUUGAUCGUUGGCAUACCUUGCAUUGUUUGCCUCCCCCUACCCUCUGCUUCCAUUGUCAAGAAACCGAGCGCUUCAUCAGCGCAGAUCAGGCGACCCAGCCCAACUAGUUCGGCACCGAGUCGUAUCGCGGCGAGGGCCUCUCCUGCUGCCUCUACUGCUCCUGCUGGUGGAGGAGGCAGGAAGGUGCGCGCUACGGUACGCUACCUCGGCCCAGUAGCAGGAACCAAAGGCUUAUGGGUUGGCAUCUUGCUACACCUUCCACCUAGCGUCAGUGAUAGUUUGCCGAGUACGAAGGUGUUGAGGCUGAGAAAUGGGUCCUAUGAUGGGGUGCAGUACUUCGCCGCGAUCAAAGGAAAGGAAGCGGAAAAGGGAGAGAAAAGGGAGGCGGAGCAUAGAGUCGAAAGAAGGAGGGAGCUUUGGCGCGCUUUGACGCCUGAUUUGCCUUUUCCCGAGGAAGGAAAGGGAAAGGACGGAAAGGGAGAAGAGGAAGCAGAGGUGAAGAAGGUAGCUGAAGUGCAACUCUUUGUGAGACCAGAGGACGUGGUUUGGGUUGUUCAGUGA